Molecule: messenger RNA, 2326 nt
Organism: Acromyrmex echinatior (Panamanian leafcutter ant)
Lineage: Eukaryota; Metazoa; Arthropoda; Insecta; Hymenoptera; Formicidae
Biological process (GO): regulation of DNA-templated transcription
Cellular component (GO): nucleus
Source: RefSeq, a predicted model, not a curated record
GGAGGAAGGGCAAGCGAGGGUGGUAGCGACGGGAGAGAGGAGUGACGCAUGGAUGACCGCACGAGAAAUCGAGAGCUCUCGGUGAAGUGACAUUUGUUUUCGCUUCCCUCACAAACGCAGCGUCUCGAGAGGGACUGUCGCGUCUCCCCUCUCCCCUUUUGCGCGGACGCCCGCCCUGUGAUUCGACUCGAGCGACGAAUGACGAAUUCGGUGAGGGCCAGGUAUAACGAUCCUGGCUCGUCAGGGAAAAUCGGAGUCGUAGGCGGGGCCUAGGGUCGGUGGACACGUGACACGGAAACUGUCACGCCGCCCUUGCCCUCCCUUCGUUUACCCCCCUCCAUGCGACCGAAAUCCAGCGCGACCGACCCACGCUUCUACCGUGGGUGAACGUGUCGUCCACGGACGACGCCCGAGAGAGAGAGAGAGAGAGAGAGAGAGAGAGACUCGCACGUGUGUGCGUGUGUAUGUGUGCACGAAGGGUUUCCACGCGGAAUUACACUGGGAAAUCCCACGAUGUGGGACUAAGACGAUCACGAAUGCUCCGGAGGAUUAUACGUCAACUAUGCGUUUACAGCGUGCAUCGAAUGCGUUCCUCGUGUCGAAUGCGACGCUCUGACGGAAUUUUCGGACCGUGCGACGCGAUACUCUCGCAGCAGCGGAGAAUGCUCCUGUUAUCGGUUCCCUGUCGAUUCGCGGGGAGGCCGAGCCAUUCCGGGAUUUAAAUAAACUUCUUUAACUUCUGUAAUUAAAUAAUGCGCAUCCGAUUUCACUAUCGCUCGUCGCUUCCACUGUGUUUUUCGCCUCGCCUUGCUCUCACAAUACCACUACAGCUAAUCGACGACCGAUCUAAUCAUCCGACAAUCGCAAUCCGACGAUUGUACAAGCAAUUCGUGUACAUCGCAGGGCGAUGAUGCCGUCGUGGUCGUACGAGAAACACCACUGCGGUGUCGAAUCGGUGUGAACCUCCCGAGAAUGCAGCAGGCCAGUGUAGGUGGCUACAACGAGGACUCCGACACGACGAGUCCCCUGGCGAGAUCGCCGGUUGGUUUCGCCAUCAAGAGCGAGCCCGGCAUAGACAGGAACGACGGUGUAAGGGUCAAAGUCGAGAUGCCCGAGCCCACGGAGGCCGGCGUCGAGAUCAAAGGUGAGCCCCGGGAGGAUUAUCAGCGGCAGCAGCUGAGCAACGACGGUUAUCACUACGGCGACAAGAAGCCGGGAUACGUUCUGGACGCCCCCGGACAACCGCCACCGCCGCCGCUGCCGCAUCAUCAGGGAUACCGUCCCGUCGGGCUGCCUAACUCUUUCGGCUUCCCGCCUUUUUACGGGCAUCAUCAUCCGGCUAUGAUGCCGUCGUUUCCAACCGGACGCCCGUCGUCGGACGGCCCGAUCGGCAAGAUCGGCGACAUCCACGAGCAGACGACGUCGUCGCACAUUGAUCGACAUGCGGCUGCCGCCGCCUACGGUAGAUUGCCACCGAUUCCCAACGACGGCUUCCUGCACGAGCCCCAUCAUCAUCGCUUUGACGCUGCCGACUUCCAGCACGGUGUACCGUAUCCGGGCUUCCGGCCCGCAAUGCGUUCCUACGGCAAUCAUCAACAGAACAACAGCGCCUACAGCAGAAGCAGCCACUAUCACCAGGCUAGACAGCGCAAGUGGAACAGUUCCGCAUUUCGUGGUCUUCAUCCACCGAUGCCCUGGCCCACGUGGUUUUUCCGCCCAGAUCUUCCACUUGGCACGCCGCUACCGAGUCACGUUCCAAAUUCGAGUAACGUUCCUACUUCGUCGCCUCUGCCAUCUAGGAUGCAUCUAGACGUUCCGAAAGGACUGGAGCCUCCUUCCAACAGCAACAAAGUCCAUGGACAGACGCCAACGAUAUGCACAUCUAUCCGCUGCACGGUGAACGGCUGCUCUUGCGAAUCUUUCACACCCGGGAAACGUCAUCUGCGCUACUGCGAGAACUGUCAUCAUGGAUGGGUGCCUCACGGUAAGUCCAAGUGUAUUUUUAAAUAAUCAUCGAGCGUUUCGCGAUAUCGAAAUUCACACGUUUCGAGCGUAUUUGUGAAAAAAAUAAAUAAAUAAAGAGGGAAUAAGGUGAUGAAAAAAAAAAGAGAGAACGAUGGCGGGAAGAUUUUUCCCGGGGAUAUAUUCCGGCGCUUGGUGUCGCGUGCGCGUGGUUAAACGCAAAUUUUCCAACUGUCAGCAUACUUCAUCCGACGGGCCCUCAGGGACGAAAUUCAAUUUUCCAACGAUGACCGCCGCCCAACCCUCGUUGGGCAUUCGCGCGGCCGCGCGCCACCCCUUUGCACAAUAGAAAGAAGCGCGCGCG